GAGGGGCGCGACGUGGACGCUCUGGCGAGCACGCACAGCACCGCACCGGCCGUGCCCUCGUCGGCAUGCGCCUGACGCUGCCUCGCAGUCGUCUCCAAGGCCUUCACCAUCCUCUCCGACGGCGACAAGCGCGCCAUCUACGACCGGCAGGGCGGCGACCCCGAUGCGCGGCAGACGAUGGGCGCUGGGCCGGCGUUCCGCGGCGGGCAGCACUUCCGCACGCACGGCGGCAUGAACGGCGAGAUCGACCCGCAGGACCUCUUCAACAUGUUCUUUGGCGGCGGCAUGGGGCCGGGCUUCGGCGGCGGCGGCACGACGUUCUCCUUCGGCGGGCCGGGCGGCGCACGAGUGUACACGGCCGGCGGCGGACAGCGGCGAGCAGGUGCCGGCGGCGCACGCGGGCCGCAGGCGGCCGACUCGUCGCCGCUGCUGCAGCUGCUGCCGCUGCUGAUCCUCGGCCUCUUCUCGCUCAUCUCCUACCUGCCCUCGCUGCUCGCCACGCCCGACCCGUCCUUCACCUGGGCGCCGUCGGGCGCACACACGGCGCAGCGCUUCACGCCGCGCCACGGCGUCAGCUACCACGUGAGCCCGGUGCAGUGGGAGAAGCACCCGUUCGUCGAGCAGUACAAGGCCGGCUCGCACGGCGCGCUCAAGAGCUUCGAGGAGCGCGUCGAGAAUGGCUACAAGAACCAGCUGUAUGCGUCGUGCGAGCGCAGCCGCGAGCACCAGCAGCGGCGCAUCCUCAACACGCGCGGCUUCCUGGGCAUCGGCGGCCAGCCGGAGCUGGAGAAGAAGAUCAGGGCAGAGCGCUACGAGGCUUGCGAGCGCCUCGAGGACUUCGGCAUCUACUUCAACAUUCGCGUCUGAGCUCACUCGCUUUUCCUGCUCGCGCCGCGUCUCACAUCUGUACGACUCAGGGUC
Messenger RNA from Tilletiopsis washingtonensis, 921 nucleotides. RefSeq names its product DUF1977-domain-containing protein. Bases 178 to 867 code for a protein of 229 amino acids. Gene Ontology annotation, biological process: cellular response to misfolded protein. The transcript has 3 exons. The record is from RefSeq and is a predicted model, not a curated record. Gene Ontology annotation, molecular function: Hsp70 protein binding. Gene Ontology annotation, cellular component: endoplasmic reticulum membrane. Lineage: Eukaryota; Fungi; Basidiomycota; Exobasidiomycetes; Entylomatales.